AUGAAAGGCGUCAUCGAGAGCAUGUACAAAAUCCAUCAUGAUCUCGGCAUCUUUUCAAACACAAUUGUUUGUGCGACAUAUGAGCGAGCAGACAAUAUGCCCCUAACUCCGGACAUAAUGUACAAGGCUCUUCCCCUGGUGAUUUCGGAACAUCCUGUCUUGGCAACAAUCGUGGUGACUCAACCAUCGACGAAGAAGACGGGGAGAAAAAGGACUUGGCAGGCACGUCUGAGAAAGCUUUGUUUCAAAGACUGCGUCAGAUUUGUGGAUAUUGCGGCCGAGAAAGAGCAGUCUACUCGAUUGCUGCAGGAGGAGCAUGACACCUGGUUCAAUACCGAAGAUAAGACGAAACCGAUGUGGAGAGUUGUGGUUAAUGGCUCGAAGAUAUUAUUCAUCUUUCACCACUCAGUCUGUGAUGGCAGGUCAGGGAUGAUAUUCCACCGCAGCUUACUCGCUGCACUCAAUAAAGUGACCAGGGAGCAACAGGAGAGUGGGAAAGAGGAAGACAUACCAACUGAUUUUGAUGUGCCAAAUCAUGAGCUGAAGCCUGAGUCAAUGGCUCUUCUCCGGCUUCUCGGCAUGAGGUUCAGCCUAUUCAUUGGUAUCCUGAGCUACCUCUCCUCUCUUUUAAUCAAGGUCUUCCUACGGAAGAAUUAUACCUUCUUCAACGAUGUCAAGUUCGAAGAGGGUUUGCCCUCCACAGAAAACCCAGGACCUCUCGCUCAGCGGCCAGUCACUAAGGUUGAAAGGAUGUGCCUCAGCUCAUCACAACUCGCAGCAUCACUUAAAGCCUGCAGGGAACAUAAAACGUCAAUGACCACCCUCAUCCUAACUCUGAUUCACGCGACACUUGCAUCGGAUGUUUAUCCAACGGCAAAAAUGGGCCUAUCGUAUCUUGCAGUUGACCUACGGCGUUUCCUGCCGGCCGAGUUUUCUAACACUAUGGGCAACUAUGUGUCCAGUCAUCAGACCAAUUACUGGAUCGGCAAGUACCGCAGAGCCGGAGCUACAUCCCCAGCUAACGAUACACAAAUUGCGCUCAUAUGGCAGCUAAGUCAAAAGGCUAAAGCUGACCUUGAUUCUGCGAUGUUCACACAUCGCACACCACUUCCAGUGGCGAACGCUUUGGGAUUGACGGCUAUGGGGGAAGAUGAUGAGGCUAUCACGGCGGGAAUAUACAAUGUUUUAGAUGUCGCUGUCACGAAGACCUUUUGUGUGUCAAGCUUGGUUGAAUCAGAAAGCCAAUCAUCUGGGCCUUGGCAGCUGAAAGGUAUGGAGUUCUCUGUGGCAGCGCAGAAGGCACGGGUGGGACCCAUGUUGUAUUUUGCAAUUGGAAGCAUGAAGGAUGGCCAGUGUGUAAUCAAUGUUAGUUAUGAGGAGGGUGUGCUCCAGAGCAGAGUUGUCCGGAAAAUCCUUGAGGGGGUUGAGAGACGGCUGAUUAUAUUGCUGGAAGCUGAAAAUGCAAAUUAG
Molecule: messenger RNA, 1470 nt
Organism: Penicillium psychrosexuale
Lineage: Eukaryota; Fungi; Ascomycota; Eurotiomycetes; Eurotiales; Aspergillaceae
Exons: 1
Coding region: 1-1470 (489 amino acids)
Source: RefSeq, a predicted model, not a curated record